AAUUUGAACUGUCAAAACAAUUUCCAUGUGCGAAGUGCUAGAUUUUUCUUUCAUAGAAAAAAACAAUAAUUUGUGAGCAAUUUAAUUUAUAUAAAUAAAUAAAAUGGGUAAAAAAGAUAAAAAUAAGAAAAAAGGCAAAGGUGCCGAAAAAACUGCAAUGAAAACCGAUAAGAAAAAUGCAGCAAAACAAAAGAAAAUUCUCGAGAAAAUGGGUGAAACUGAUAUUGCUGAAGUAGUAGCAAACUUGGAAGCUGAACAAGCCCGCCUCAAGACUGUCGUUGAAACUGUAUGUCCUCCACCUACACCGCGAUCGAGUUUCACAAUUGUGUCUCAUCCGGAGAAGGAAGAACUAAUUAUGUUUGGUGGAGAGUUCUUUAAUGGACAAAAAAUCUGCAUUUACAAUGACUUGUUCUUCUACAACAUUGCCAAGAAUGAAUGGAAACAAGUGCAAUCACCAAAUGGACCUACACCAAGAAGUGGUCAUCAAAUGGUACCUGUUGCUAGUGAUGGUGGACAGCUUUGGUUAUUUGGAGGAGAACAUGCAAGUCCCUCACAAUUACAGUUCUACCAUUAUAAAGAUCUCUGGGUGAUGCGUUUGAAAACAAAAUCAUGGGAAAAGAUCAAUGCACCAAAUGGACCAAGUCCUCGCAGUGGUCACCGAAUGGUUGCAUCUAAGAAGAAGUUGUUUGUUUUUGGUGGUUUUCAUGAUAACAAUCAAUCCUACAAGUACCACAAUGAUGUUCAUAUAUUCUCCCUGGAAUCGUAUACCUGGUUAAAAAUCGAUGUUCAGGGGGCAAUUGUUCCACCACCACGAUCGGCAUGUUGCAUGGCUGCUUGUCCAGAUGGAAAAAUACUCAUAUGGGGCGGAUAUUCAAAAUCACAAGUGAAGAAGGAUGUUGACCGAGGAAUAACCCAUACGGAUAUGUAUCAUCUUGUUCCUGACAAAACAUCACCAAACGAAAAAUUCAAGUGGGCGACUGUCAAGUCUGGUGGAAUAAAUCCUUUACCUCGAAGCAGUGUCGGAUGUGCUGUAGCUGCAACCAACAAAGCAUACUGUUUUGGUGGGGUUAUGGAUACCGAAGAAGAUGAGGAAGAUCUACGUGGUCAAUUCGGUUGUGAUCUUUACAGUCUUGAUCUUGCUUCACCUGCGUGGCGACUUCUUGAAAUCGGAAAAGCCUCAAAGUCAAAGACAAAUGAUGAAGACAUGAAGGAAGACGAUUCAAGUGCUCCAGCACAAACUACCACAGACGGUGUUUUUACCAUCACAGUUGGUGGUUCAUCUUCAGCUGCCCCAAAAAUGCCUAGUUUAUUUAAAACUCCGUCCAAAACUGGCCCUUCACCGAGAAUGAACCCAGGACUUUGUGUUUGUAAAGGAACACUCUACAUGUUUGGUGGAAUAUUCGAAGAAGAUAACAAGCAAUACACAUACAAUGAUUUCUAUUCUCUGGACCUGCACAAACUAGGCGCAUGGAAAACAAUCAUUCCUAAUAACUCGAAUCCUCAUGAUUGGAUUGAUUCCGAUAGUGAUGGAAGUUCUUCAUCAGAGAAUAGUGACGACGACGAAAGCUCCGAAUCUGAUUCUGAUAUGGACACAGAUUAAAUGAAAACAACAUAGUUUUUAAAAGUAUAGUUUUAUUUUUAUAAACUUAAUAAAAAUUAAAGCGAUUUUCUAUUAGAA
Molecule: messenger RNA, 1678 nt
Organism: Episyrphus balteatus (marmalade hoverfly)
Lineage: Eukaryota; Metazoa; Arthropoda; Insecta; Diptera; Syrphidae
Product: kelch domain-containing protein 4
Exons: 4
Coding region: 104-1600 (498 amino acids)
Molecular function (GO): protein binding
Source: RefSeq, a predicted model, not a curated record